Molecule: messenger RNA, 1350 nt
Organism: Pygocentrus nattereri (red-bellied piranha)
Lineage: Eukaryota; Metazoa; Chordata; Actinopteri; Characiformes; Serrasalmidae
Gene: rpe
Product: ribulose-5-phosphate-3-epimerase
Exons: 6
Coding region: 41-727 (228 amino acids)
Biological process (GO): pentose-phosphate shunt; carbohydrate metabolic process; pentose-phosphate shunt, non-oxidative branch
Cellular component (GO): cytosol
Molecular function (GO): D-ribulose-phosphate 3-epimerase activity; metal ion binding
Source: RefSeq, a predicted model, not a curated record
ACACUCAAGUUGGACGCUUCCAGGACGGGACGGAGUGAGCAUGGCAUAUUCCGCAAAGAUCGGACCCUCUAUUUUAAGCAGCGACCUUUCACAGCUCGGAGCAGAAUGCAAGCGAAUGAUGGAGUGUGGUGCUGACUUUCUGCACCUUGACGUUAUGGAUGGGCAUUUUGUUCCAAACAUCACAUUUGGCCAUCCCAUGGUGGAAUGUCUACGGAAUGCUGUCGGUCCAAUUCCUUUCUUUGAUAUGCACAUGAUGGUGUCUAGACCUGAGCAGUGGGUGAAGCCCAUGGCAGCAGCAGGAGCCAACCAGUACACGUUCCAUUUGGAGGCCACCACCAAUCCUGGAAAUCUCAUCAAGGAAAUCAAAGAGAAUGGGAUGAAGGUUGGCCUGGCUAUUAAGCCUGGAACCACAGUUGAAGACUUGGCCCCAUGGGCUGGACAGAUUGAUAUGGCUCUUGUUAUGACGGUGGAGCCUGGCUUUGGAGGGCAGAAGUUUAUGGAGGGCAUGUUGCCAAAGGUCAGCUGGUUAAGGAGUCAGUUUCCUUCCCUAGACAUUGAGGUAGAUGGAGGAGUUGGACCAGACACAAUUCACAAAUGUGCAGAGGUAGGGGCAAACAUGAUUGUAUCAGGGAGUGCUGUAGUGGGCAGUGAUGAUCCUCGAUCCGUAAUUGCUCUCCUCAAAGAUGUUGUUAUUGAGGCCAUCCAGAAACGAUUUCUGGACCGCUAACUGUUGUUUUAUUUUUUCAUUUGGAUGUUUUUCUUUUUCUUAAUGUUUUCCAGCACCACUGAAAUUCUAUAAUACCUCUGUCUGUGUUUGAAUGAUAUUUUUGAAGACACGGUUAAGAUAAUUGAAUCCUUAGUGAUAUUUGGUGACAGACUUGUGUAUCUAGUGCAGAACAUGCCUUUUGACAGAGGACUGUGAUUCCUAUCUUCAUUGUGACUGCUUUUCUGGAAUACCAGUACAGUGGGCCAUUGUUUUCAUUUUAGGUACCUCAAUCUAAACACACUAUGUAUCCUCAAACACUUUUCAUACAGGUUUGAGAUCUUUAAUUAGCUUGGACAUUUCUUCUAAUUUUGCUUUUUUUUUUUUUUUUUUAAAUACUAUGAACUUGGCAUAUGUUUUCUUUGAAUGACUUUUCGGGGGGAACAGUUAUUUCAGAAAUUUAUUAAGAAGUUAACAUUUAGUGUGUUCAAAGCUUGGAGAAUAGAAACGAUUUAAUGCUACGGCUGGCAGACAGUAGUUUAUUUGAAGAUUACGUGUUGACAAUUAAUCCAUAAUACAUUUGUAAAAUGUGGCCUUGAAAAUUGCACUGCAAUACAUUUAAUGCAGAAAUAAAAAUAUCCACAAGG